AUCGGUCAACUACACUGAUUGUGCAAGUAUUUUGAAGGAGUAUCCUAAUGCUGAGGAUGGCGUGUACAGGAUACAACCCUCAGACGAACAAGGCUCUUUCAAAGCGUACUGUGACAUGACAUGGGGGCGGCUGGCUGGUGAUACAACGGAGAGUAGAUGGCCUUGUGGAUUUCUAUAGAACUUGGUUUGAGUACAUGGAUGGCUUUGGCAAUCUCACCGGGGAGUUCUGGUUGGGUAACGAGAAGAUACACCGUCUCACCAAACAAACAACGUACGAACUACGAGUGGACCUCACGUUCACAGACGGGGAGACUGGGUUUGCCCACUACAACAACUUCCGACUAGGCGACAUGUCGAGCUUCUACACUCUUGAUGUCAGUGGGUUCACAGGCAGAGCAGGGGACAAUUUGAUCCAACAUAAUUCCAUGCGUUUCACUGCUAAAAACCUGGACUUGGACCGGGAGGAGAAUGGAAACUGUGCUGUGAGAUCUAACGGAGCAUGGUGGUACAAUGAUUGCUACUCCUCCAACCUCAAUGGUCUGUACAACGAGACUACAGGUAGAGGAAUGUACUGGGGAUCUGUCCUUGUCUCUACACGUACAAGUAUGAAAAUUCGCCCACAACAUAGCAACGAGGAAGACUAAAUAAGUGCGAAGCCCGAUGGUGUAUUGUUAUUAAGAGCUAAUGUAACAGAGACUUUGAAAGGAGUGUGUACUUAAUGGCUUUAUGCCCAAUUUCAAGGCUCGAACUUUACGUUCGACAACUUUACACCUCUGUCCGGAAGUGGGUAUAGUGUCUGCUCUAGAAGCGGAAGGUCGAUGGUUCGAUGUCUGGACGUUUUUAGAUUAUCAGUGUUCUUUCCGUGUCUGUCGCCACUUAUCAAAGGUUUAAAGUUUGCCAGUUUGAAAACAAUGUUAUAUGUCUAAAUGUGGUAUCCAUGCUAAACUUUGACGUUGUAUCUGUUGGGAAACACUAGCAAAUGAUAAAUGGCAUAAUUAAUCUUGACUGCCACAAGCCAACACAUACAUACUUGGUACUUGGCGACACAACUUCAAUAAUCUUGAACGUUAAAACCAGUCUGGUAACCCUUACCUCUUGACGUCCAUACCCUUUUACACUAUUACAUUCAUAUACCAUCAUUAAUGUAUCGAAGAAGACAAAACAGCUCAAUCAAACUCUCCGUUGUACCAAUUUAUCUGAGCCUAGUUCUUUGAUUGCAAGAAACCUAGCAUAUGCUGCACUCUUGUACAAAUAGUCCACGAAGGUACUAGAUCACAGAUUGUCGGUUUCUCAGCUAUGAAACUAUCAACUUAAAUCAUAUAAACUGAAUAAACACCUAUUAACUAAA
Molecule: messenger RNA, 1348 nt
Organism: Haliotis rubra (blacklip abalone)
Lineage: Eukaryota; Metazoa; Mollusca; Gastropoda; Lepetellida; Haliotidae
Product: fibrinogen C domain-containing protein 1-A-like
Exons: 5
Coding region: 195-644 (149 amino acids)
Source: RefSeq, a predicted model, not a curated record